Molecule: messenger RNA, 3712 nt
Organism: Branchiostoma floridae (Florida lancelet)
Lineage: Eukaryota; Metazoa; Chordata; Leptocardii; Amphioxiformes; Branchiostomatidae
Product: SET and MYND domain-containing protein 4-like
Exons: 7
Coding region: 104-2767 (887 amino acids)
Molecular function (GO): protein binding
Source: RefSeq, a predicted model, not a curated record
AGUGGUAUGACUUAGGUCAUAGGUUAUCUUAGCUAGUCAGGCGCGGGAAUCAAUGAAGGAGAUUGAAGGUUUUUUUAAGCCUAAAGCUUCCAUGUUUUAGAGCAUGGCGACAUCAGAACGGUGGAAGCUGUUCCAGGAGUCCUGUAAGAAGGAGCUGGGACGCCGUCUGCCUGAGUUUAGCCGUCUGGAGAGCGACGAAGAACGAGCAAAAUUCUGCCUCGCGUUGGACUGCUGGGAUGGCGACACCCUGACCAAACUAAUCGAGAAACUACAGAGUCUUAAAGGGAAGGUGGGCAAGUCUACCGAAAAGGCCAACCACCUCCGAGACAAAGGCAACGCAGCCUACAAGGCACAGAAAUUCCAAGAGGCAUUCACUCUCUAUACAGACAGUAUCUCCUAUAGCCCUGUAACACAUGUGAAUGAUGACAAUGGGACCGAAUGUCUUAGCCUUGCUCUUGCGAAUAGAUCAGCAGUUUUGUUUCAUUUACAAGAAUACAAACUGUGCUUGCAGGAUAUUCAAGCAUCCAUAGAUUCUGGGUAUCCUGAAAAUUUGCAGUACAAACUUUUGCAUAGGAAAGUGCAAGCACUUUUCAAACUUGGCAAAAAAGAUGAUGCAAAGAAAGAAGUUAAGGGAACUUUAGAAGCAAUUGAAAAAGCAGAUAUUCCAGAAGAUAGGAAGGAAGCGAUGAGAAAAGAACUGAAGUUGGCAGGAAGGAAUAUCUCAAAACAGGAAGAAGGGAAAGAAGGAGAAGAAAGUGCAGAAGAGGUAAAAGUUCCCAAGCUGCAGUAUGGAGAGAGUCAGCAGGUGGCACAUGCCUCAGGUGGAGUUGAAAUGAGAGAAGAGGAAGACAAAGGGAGGAUGUUGGUGGCACAGAAGGCUUUUGAACCAGGAUCAGUGUUGAUUGUUGAGCAGCCGUAUGCAGCAGUGUUACUCCAGAAGCAUCACUCCACCCACUGUCACACCUGUGUCACACCUGUCCUGGUGCCACACCCAUGCAGGGGCUGCCAGUACGUACAGUACUGCUCUGGGACAUGUGAGGAACAGGCAUGGAGGGAGUAUCACAGCUAUGAGUGUGAGCACUGGCACCUCCUACAGAUGGUAGAAACCUUUGCACAGCUCAGUCUCCGUCUGCUGCUGACUGCUGCUGCAAGAGGAGAGAAACACCCCUCUGCAGACAUGGAAUCUCCCGCCACAGCGAGCAAACCCUCGGAUCAAGCUAAACUUUGUACCGACAAAGUCAGUCCCACUUCCGAUGGAGCCAAGACAGUCCAAAUAGAUUCUGAGACGGGAAGCACUUCUGAGCAACCUGGAGACUUGUCUGUUCAAACUGACGUAAUAGAAGAGAACCCCCCCUCUGCAGGAAUGGAAUCUCCCACCACAGCGGACAAACCCUCUGAUCAAAAUAAACUCUGUACGGAUGAUCUCAGUUCCACUUCUGAAGAAGCCAAAACAGAUUCCGAGACUGAAAGCACUCUUGAGCAAGCUAGCAACAUGUCUCAAGCGGAAAGUACCCCCGAGCAAGCUAGCAACUUGUCUGUUAAAACUGACAGUGUUCAGAAUUCUAUGCAGGAUGUUGAACUCCACAGAGGAAACUACAGUUCAGUCUACAACCUGAUGACCCAUACAGAACACCACUCCGUGGAGCAACUGCUAACACAGAUGAUGGUCUCCUGUCUGAUGUGUAAAUGUCUAGGGGUGGACAUGUGUGUGGAGGUGGUGAAGAAACUUGGGCUGGAGGGGGGGAACUGUACGGGAGCAACUGAGGGGGGAGGCUGUGGGGAGAAUAAAGAGGGGGGUGACUGUGCCAAGAGUGAGGAGGGGGUAGUCUGUGUAGAGAAGAUGGCUGCGCUCCUGUGUCAUCACAUGCAGCAGCUGAGGUGUAAUGCACAGGCCAUCACUACCUUACAGGAGCAGGAUUCAGUCUCCUUACUCGAGGAUAAGCAGGUUCGUCUGGCCACAGCUGUAUUCCCCACAGAAGCGCUCUUGAACCAUUCCUGCAGACCCAACGUGUUUGUCAGCUUCCAGGGGAAAACUCUGAUUGUCCGUGCUGUGAGCCACAUUAAGCCAGGAGAAGAGUUGUUGCAUUGUUACGGGCCCCAUGCUGGCAGGAUGGUGUAUGGAGAGAGACAGGCAGCCUUAAAAGAACAGUACUUCUUCUCAUGCAGCUGCGAUGCCUGCCAGGAACAAGUAGGGAACCCCAACACAGUAGACAUGUUUUCUGCCUACAAGUGUCCUGUGUGUAACAAUGCAGCAAAGCUACAGGACAAAAAGCUUGUCUGUACAUCACCCAACUGUGACGCUCAAGGAGACACAGACGACAUUAAGACAACCUCUAAGAAAAUACAGGACCUCUUUGUCCAGUCUUCUGCUUUUCUUGAGGAAGGUCAAAUACAAGAAGCUGUGUCUGGACUGAAACAGUGUCUUGUACUUCAGUGGAAGAUUCUUCACCCAAGCAAUAAAGACAUUGCGCGUACCCACGAUGCAUUAGCAAGAUGUUACGCUACGAGCGGCGACUGUAAGAAAAGCGUGGAACACCUGAAGAAAAGUCUGUCCACCGUAGAGCUUCAGUUUGGUGCCUGCAGUGUAGAACUGGCACAUGAGCUGCACAAGUUGGCACAGCUGCAGUUUAACGGGCAGCAGGUGGCUGAAUGCCUGGACACCAUAGAAAGGGCCCUGACCAUAUUUGGAUGCCACUAUGGAGACCAUCAUCCAAAGUCAAAAGAACUGAGAGCAAUGAAAGAUUGCUUGAUAGAUGUGCUUGUCUGAAAUUAUUAUGAUAGUUUAAUGUUCUCUGAUGAUGAUGGUGGUCGUUUCUUCGCAUGAGAUGUCUUCCUCUGCAGUCUUGCAUGUGGCUUCAGCUAACCUUAACCCUUCAUUCCUUAAACCUAUGGAAUUAAAAGUCACAAGUUGUACAUUUGUACUGUGGCACAGAUACAAGGUAAGAUUUUUGAAAUGGUCAGACUUUUCAGACAGCAUUUGCCGUCUUUUCUCAGAUACAUUGACUCAAAGACCUGUUGAUCAGCAGGUUUAAAACUAUGACUUGAUAUGCAAAUGAGAUGAUUUUAGAUAGCCCAAAAGGUAAUAAAAAUAAGACAAUAAGUCAAGACCGGGUUGAUGCUAGUUAGUCAAGUAUCUACUGUUGUUUGAGUACAAGAGCUAAGGUACAGUACUUACGAUGUAGUUGUGAAUGAAGAGAUUAGAACCACAGCAAUUGUCCUGAAGUGUGUUGUAAUACAUACUUUGAAGAUCAGUCUGCAGCUCAUUUACAAACCCUUCAGUCAUCUCUAUCCAUUGUGAUAUACUGUAAAUGCAUUUAAGUUAGCGGGGAUUUAAUUUCGCGGUAGCGGGAAAAGGGACUUUUCGCGGUGGAUUUAAGUUCGCGGCAACACCAUAGACUGCAGUCUAAUACCAUAAUAGAAAAAUAUUCGCGGUGGUUUUAAGUUCGCGGUGAAGUGGUCACCGCAAAAAACGCGAACAUUAAUCCAUCGCGAACAUUUCUGCAUUUACAGUAAUGCAUGAUAUAACAAACAUUGCUUCUGAAACAUGAGUGCGAAACUGACCUUUUCGUAGAAUAAAAGAUAUGGAAAUUUGUGGAAAUCUAAACCAUAAUAUAACAGAUGGAAGUACAAUAAAAAUAGAAAUAUUGCUCAAAAUUUGGUCUCAUUAAUAAUAUCAUGGUUGGAUGUAAAAAGAAGCUGCAGGUUCUGUUCA